CAGAAAGCAGAAGGUGUCAAUAGUUUUCUUCUCAUCAUCAGUUACUGUUUCUUGGAAAUUCACUAUGAUUAAAACCUUGAUUUGGCUAUCAUACAAGUCAGAAGAAAUUAAACCAUAUUUGAUCUAAUAAAAGUCUAGUAUUACGAAACCCAGUUCCUUAUUAAAGAUCAUUACUCAAAUACUGAAACCUAUGAACAUUUUGAAAGGAAACGAUCAGAGAUCAACGACCCCCAUAGCCAUGGUAAUCAAAUGAACGGCAAAGAUUCGGUUUCUCGAACCCCCAUAUGUACGGAUGUACCUUAAGCCUUUGAUUCGUGCUAUAGUUGAGUUGUCGCAUUUGGAAAUAUUCUCCAAUAAUUUUCUAUCACCUUCUUUAAUCUUCAAAAAUACUACAGUAAGUUUUAUUUUUAGUUACAAAGGCCCGUGACAGAAUUUUCAGCAUGUGAGGCGCACGUGGGGAGAUUUCAUAGGACGGCGCUAUAAAUAUAGAAAGAGAGGAGAGAGUCAAAUCCACCAACAAGCUGACACAUCUGACCACCAACGUUGGUGAAUCGCCGAAGAAGACUAAACCCAGUUUCAGAACAGAACCCGAAAUUACAUUUUCUUUUCUUUUUUCUUUGUCUCCGUUAAGACCGUGAGUUCUGUCUCCAUAUCUUGCUCUUCUCUACACCAUUUUCAUAUAUUCUUAGAUAAGUUUAGUCGGUUUUAACUUAUAUAAAAAAAAAAAAAAUCGCCGCUGGUAAUAUGUUUGAGUCUCUCUUUCUUCUCAAAGGUUGAUAGAAAAAGCUCGAAAAUUUUAUUCUUGGAGAUGGAUGGACGGUGGGGAUUCAAGUGGUUCAAGUUCAGGGUGGUGUUAAUUCUGGUCUUAUCACUGUUUGAUCAGAAUAUGAGUUUUCCCUUGUCUUUGAACAGUGAAGGUUUGGCUCUGUUGAGGUUGAGAGAGAGAGUGGUGAGCGACCCUUUUGGUGCUUUGUCGAACUGGAAAGGAAAUGAUGGAGAGAUUGAUCCAUGUUCUUGGUUUGGGGUCGAGUGCUCCUAUGGAAAAGUAGUCAUUUUAAAUUUGAAAGGUCUUUGCCUUGUUGGGAACCUGGGACCUGAAGUUGGGAACCUGGGGCAUUUAAAAUCUAUUAUAUUGCGCAACAAUUCUUUCUCUGGAAGCAUUCCUAAAGAAAUUUGGGAAUUGAAGGAGCUGGAGGUGUUGGAUUUAGGAUAUAAUAACUUUAGUGGACCAUUUCCAUCAGAUUUUGGCAAUAAUCUUUCCCUAACAACAAUUUUACUCGACAACAAUGAGUUUCUUGGCAGCCUAGCACCUGAAUUACAUGAGGUUAAGAUGCUUUCUGAAUUUCAGGUAGAUGAGAAUCACCUCACUAAUGCUGCCACAAGACUGUCUUGUAAAAGCAGAAGUUUUCCUUGGAACAUUGCCCAGCCGGGAGAUGUAGCUCAUGGGAGGCGGCUGCAUCAGGUGGUAGAUCCCUCAAAUGCACUCAAAGCCAAUGAAAGAGAUUCCCAACUGUCACUUUCACCUUCACUUGCGCCUAAUCAUCUGUCUUCACCAUCAGAAUCCUCAUUUUUGCCUUCAAUGUCACCUUCACCAUCACCAUCGUCUCCAUCUCUAUCUCCCUUGGGGUCACCAUUUUUGCCUCCAGCAGCACCCCCCUCCGGUAUCUUUUUUACUCCUUCACCUUCACCUGCAUUAGCACCGACUCCAGCUUCACAACCUCCUGUAGAUCCACCAGUAUUUAUCUCUGAACCACCACAAUCACACAGUGUCCCAACUGAUUCCCCUGCUUCAACUCCAAGCCAAAUAGCAGAUGAGAGUUCUCACACGGAACAUCAUAUGGUUCUAAUUUUGGUUGGAAGUAUUGGCGGUUCCUUGUUUGUUUUGAUUUCAGUCCUUAGCAUUAUCUUCUUCCGAAGCAGUAAGGAGGGUGCUGUUAAACCCUGGGCCACAGGAUUAAGUGGGCAGCUGCAGAAGGCAUUUGUAACAGGUGUACCAAAGCUCAAGCGAUCAGAACUUGAAGCUGCUUGUGAGGAUUUCAGCAAUAUAAUUGGCUCUUUUUCUGAUGGCACUGUCUAUAAGGGGACUUUGUCUAGUGGGGUUGAAAUAGCUGUGACCUCGACUGCUGUUGCAUCUCAUGAAGUCUGGUCAAAGAAUUUAGAAACACAAUUUAGAAAGAAGAUAGACACAUUGUCUAAAGUAAACCACAAGAAUUUUGUGAACCUCAUUGGCUAUUGCGAAGAAAAUGUGCCUUUCACAAGAAUGAUGGUUUUUGAGUAUGCUCCUAAUGGAACACUCUUUGAGCAUCUACAUGUACAAGAAGCUGAGCACUUGGACUGGGGUAUGCGACUAAGAAUAGCCAUGGGGAUAGCUUAUUGCCUCGAGCAUAUGCAUCAGCUAACUCCUCCUAUAGCCCAUAGAAACCUGCAGUCUUGCUCUGUAUAUCUGACUGAAGACUAUGCUGCCAAAAUAUCUGAUUUCAGCUUCUUGAAUAAUGCUACCGCAGCAAAGGUGGGAUCAGCUACCAUGGAGCUCUUAGAAUCCCCACUAGCAGAUGCAGAGAGCAAUGUUUACAGCUUUGGCGUAAUAUUGUUUGAAAUGAUAACUGGUAGGAUCCCAUAUUCAGUAGACAAUGGCUCUCUUGCAGACUGGGCCUCAGACUACUUGCAAAGGGACCGACCUUUGAAAGAAAUGGUGGAUCCAACUCUCAAAUUUUUCCAAGAAGAUGAGCCGGAGAAAUUAUUUGAUGUGAUUAAAAUUUGUGUUCAUCCUGAUCCAAAAGAGAGACCAACAAUGAGAGAAAUCACAGCUAAGUUAAAGGAGAUCACAGAAAUGGGACCUGAUGGAGCAACUCCAAAACUAUCUCCACUUUGGUGGGCUGAGCUUGAAAUCUUGUCUACUGAAGCCAGUUGAUCAGUGAAGUUGAAACGUAAAUAAAUUUGCAGUCUCUUUUCCCUGUCUGUAUUGUUGGGCUCCGAAGCUGUGGAGUUUCGGGUAGAUUCUGCUUGGUCUAAUCUAAUGCCUGGUAAAAGGAAUGAUUUCUUGUAUAUAAUUGAGACAGGAACGAGUUGUGGGGCUCGGUGUGCUGCUACUUCUCCGUUCUUUUCGUUCUUUUUACGCUUUCCUUUUUCCUCAUUUGUUUAUUCAUGUGCUAAAAGUGGUUUGUACAAAUUCCAGUAUAGCAACUUAGGAGAUGAAUAAAUGUUGAUUCUCUUCCCUUUUUCAUUUAUCCUGUAUCAGUACAUUUCAAACCAUCCAACUCAAUAAGAUCACUCUUAGCUCCAAAACUCUCCCACUACUCUCUUCUUUGUUAAGCAUAAAUCAAGUGGCACUGGAGAGCU
Messenger RNA from Durio zibethinus, 3339 nucleotides. Its product is annotated as putative inactive receptor-like protein kinase At3g56050. The record is from RefSeq and is a predicted model, not a curated record. Gene Ontology annotation, molecular function: protein kinase activity; protein binding; ATP binding. Lineage: Eukaryota; Viridiplantae; Streptophyta; Magnoliopsida; Malvales; Malvaceae. Gene Ontology annotation, biological process: protein phosphorylation.